Molecule: messenger RNA, 1329 nt
Organism: Mycosarcoma maydis (corn smut)
Lineage: Eukaryota; Fungi; Basidiomycota; Ustilaginomycetes; Ustilaginales
Exons: 1
Coding region: 1-1329 (442 amino acids)
Biological process (GO): phospholipid translocation; retrograde transport, endosome to Golgi
Cellular component (GO): endosome; trans-Golgi network
Source: RefSeq, a predicted model, not a curated record
AUGAGCAUUUCCGACCUCGCCUCGCUCGGCAUGGCAAUAGGAGCUCCGCUCGUCUACGCAGAUCAAGCCUACUCGAUCUAUCGCAAACAAGAUGCUCGGGGCUUCUCGCACGACGUAUGCGCCGUUCUUCUCAUCGCCAACAUCACACGAUGCUUCUUCUGGCUCGGUGAACGGUUUGAGUUUGCGCUUUUACUGCAGAGCCUACUGAUGAUUGCAGCACAGCUCGGAUUGCUGUAUUUGUGUAUACGGUUCAAACCGGUGACGAGGUGGAGCAAGAGUAUCAGCAGCGAUGGUGCAAGGGUCGUUUUCGAUGGUGCGCACGAGGAACAGCAAAACGACGCGCAAGGAGCGAGCACAUCAAGAGAUUUGAUGGAUUUCCACCAAGCAGACGCGCAGGCGGAGGAGGAGCAAGAGCAAGAGCAAGCGUAUGCGAACAAACAGCCAUUGCUGGUGACGUUGGGAGCCAUGUUUCGCCGAGGCAAUCCAGCUAGCUCUUCGUACGGUCGCUUGUCUUCUACCGACCAUUCGUCGUACAACACUUCCUCGGAUCUGCCUCGUUCCAACACCACCAGCUCGUCCAACACCACAUCUGCCUUCUCCCGCCUUACCUCGCUGUUCACAUCUCUCAUUCCCACCAGCGGCAGACCACUCAACUUCUGGCAGUGGUCCGACUACAACUCGUACCUCAUCUUCCUUUUUCUGCUCAUUCUUCUCUUGGCGAUCCUCUAUAUGAUACUUUCUUCGUCGUCGCGCUUCAUUUCGCUGCUUGGAUAUAUCGCCUUGGGACUCGAAUCGACGUUGCCGAUACCGCAACUGAUCGCCAACUAUCGACGCAAGAGUCUCGCCGGCUUCCGAACGAGCGUGUUGAUAGGCUGGCUGGGGGGUGACUCUUUCAAGCUGCUCUAUUUCGUGCUCAAGGCAAGUCCGGUGCAGUUUACGAGUUGCGCCAUAUUUCAGUUGAGUGUGGAUCUGGCGAUUUUGGCACAGAGCAGGAUGUACCUGGAGAAAACGCAGAGCGACGAGGAGGAGAUGCAGGCCAAGCAGCAGAGUACGCAGGCGUCUGGUGCGAGGAGUGCGGCGCACACGCAGAUCGAGGAGGAUGCCGACGAUGAGCUGGCUCGCCAGAGUGUUGCGCGCAGAAGCGGAGGUGCAACCAGUGUUUCGACCAAUGCGGCUAAGAGCAAGGCCAAAGCGAAUGCGGUGUCUGCUACAAGUACAGCAGAAGAGGAGAAUGACUUGUUGCAAGAUGCUCACCAUGUCAUCGCUAUUGAAGCUGACGACGAUGAUGACGAGGGCGAUAUCUCGAAUGGCCGAACAAGACGAUCGUAA